AUGGGCUACUUUUACUACUCUCUUACCUUCUUUGCUUUUCUCUCUUUUGCAGCAGCCUACUUCACCCGAGACCGCUGGCUCCCUCACCUCCCCAUUCCUGGACACCUUUAUACUCAACUACCAACAAGUUUCCGUGGUGAUGCUGAAGCUGGCUUAUCCUCCGCUGACUUUAACCUGGCGGAUAACAUCGUGGACGGAGAUUCCCGUGCUGGUCUAGAUAAGCGCGGCAAGUCAGAAGUUCUGCGGAUAAUGAAGAGUAGAAAGGUGGAUUUCAAUGAAGCCAGACGAAUAUAUACAGAACAACGAUUUGCGAAGAAUAAUAUCGGUCCUGACGGGAGGCCGCGGGAUCCGAAAUUUGUGUCGUUUUCGUGA
This is a messenger RNA of Microsporum canis CBS 113480, 372 nucleotides long. RefSeq lists its product as uncharacterized. The transcript has 2 exons. The coding region runs from base 1 to 372 and encodes 123 amino acids. The record is from RefSeq and is a predicted model, not a curated record. NCBI's taxonomy places the organism in Eukaryota, Fungi, Ascomycota, Eurotiomycetes, Onygenales, Arthrodermataceae.